AUGGCUACGACCUACGGCAUGCCUCCUUACCAGAACAACACUCAUCUGCCACCCAUCAACUACUCGCAGCUCCCUCCUGCGGGUCAAAACUACAUGCAGCAACAGUACCGCAACGAUCUGCCUCGCUACACCUCUGCACCUUCAACUGCCCCGGUGCCCUCGCCUGCACCCGACAAUCGAUACGCCUCACAGAUGAACCCUCAGGGAUCCAUGAGUGGUUUGCCGCCGACUUCCAUGCUGCCAUCCCCUCAUCAACAGCCGCAACAGCCUCCCCAGCAACAACCCCCCCAGCAACACCAGGGCUAUCCUCAACAGCCGCCGCCUCGUCAGAACUACCCGCAGCCACUUGCUCCGGCACCGCCACGCCCAAAUAUCGAUGCUCUUGGACAAGGGUACCCUCAACCUGACAACCGCGGACAACCUUGGACCGGUGCAGAGUCGAUGCCCGGCAUGACGAGUGAUGUAGGGCGCGAUCCAACGAGAACUCAUGUGGUCGGUUCGCAAGGCAGAAGAGGCAUCUUGCCCAGUGCGCCUGGCCGGCCUCCGGUCAUGGCAAACGGCGUCAACGGUUCUACAAAGAGCAACGCUGUCCCUCAGAAAGAUGCCGACGGCAAAUUUCCGUGCCCCAACUGCACCAAAACCUACCUCCAUGCUAAGCAUCUCAAGCGUCACAUGCUGAGACACACGGGUGACCGACCGUACAUGUGCGUCCUUUGCAACGAUACUUUCAGUCGAAGUGAUAUCCUGAAGCGACACUUUCAAAAAUGUUCCGUCCGUCGUGGCAACCCCACCGGGGCCAGUCACUUAUCCAACCCUGCCGCCCAUCUCAAAAAGUCCCAGCAAGCUGCUGCGAAAGCUGCUGCCGCCGCCGGACAAAACAACUCACCAGCCAACGCUUCUACCCCCACUAGUGGCGUCAUGGCGAACCCUCCUUACACUACUGCCACUAUGCCGAGCACGUCUGCGCCUACCACGACUGCUUCUGCGCCUGGAAUGGCUUAUGGAAUGGGUGCCAACGGUCAAGGUGAUAUGCAACGUCAGGGACAAGCCAUGCAGGCGGGUGCUGCGCCUGGCGGUAUGGAUCCCAAUGGCCACGCCUCGUGGCAGAUGCAUGAUGCUAGAGGCAAUCAGCUGAUGUACCAGUCGACUUCUACAAAUCCUAAUCACUACGGCAUGCAGCCCGGUGGAGGGGACGACAAGCGCAACGUUAUGCCUGGCGCUCAUCACAUGGGAGACGAAUGGAAUCACAUGUUCCCUCCCGGGGGCAACGAGGGCUACAUGAACCCCAUGUUUGGUGGAUAUGAUCAGUCACAGGGUGACGUGAAAAAGGAGUAUGAAUCUCAUGAAGGUGGAUCGAAUGGUUACUACAUUCCUUCUACGAGCCUUGGAGCUGACGGUACGCUUGGACCCCCUCUCUGGAACCUGCAUGCAUAUCAGCAAGACUUGUUGCAAGCCAAAGUGAACGCCUUAUUAACGUUUGUCUUCCCUGGGGGAAUACAGGAAUCGCUCCAAGAGCAGCAAAAUAACCUCAAUUUGCAAGCAUACCUGACCGUCGACGCAAUCCAACACUUUCUCGAUCUUUUCCCAAAUUUCCAAGGCCAUUUCCCAUGGCUGCACAUACCAACUUUUGAUUUCCUUACCGCCUACGACGGCCUCGCCCUUGUCAUUAUCUGCACUGGAGCUGUAUAUUCGGAUCGUAUUUCACAAGAUCAGGUGCGGGUCUUGAUGCAGCGCGUCAAAGAAGGCGUUGAACGGACCUCGAGCAUUCUCAAAAAUUUGGAGCACGGCAUACCGUAUUCGCAGUUUUCAGCAUCCGGCAUCGAAUAUCAAGAGCUUCUGGCGCUGACGAUCUUGCAAACCCUUGUCGUCUGGCAUGGCGGCCCUGACGAGCGCGCUUUGGCACGGGCUGAAAGCAAGAGAAUCAUGUACCUGGUGCGAACGUUUGACUUGUUGACCUUGGCCGGGCCUGAUGAUCCCAUCGGCUACAGCUAUCUUCACAGUCUACAGCCAGGUGACGAAGCCGACCCUUCUCGCUGGGACUGGCGCUCAUGGGUCGAACAGGAGAAGCGUUCCAGGUUGAUGUUUUCGGUAUUCUUGUGGGACGCUGCCAUGUGCAUGUACUUCAAUGUUCCCCCUCAAUUCUCCUCGGCUGAGAUCAAACUUCCCCUGCCUUGCGAUGAUGCUGCAUGGGAAGCCCAGGAUGCUGAGACUUGUGCUCAGGCGCUUGGUCUCCGAGGCCCUGCGGCACAAUCGCGGAUCAACGUGACGGGAUCUCACCGGUUAAAGCAGCUGGAGAUGCACCAUGCGAUGAGUGCCUUGCAUAGUACGUCAGUACUCAUGCAUCCUCGAACCACCAACAUCUAUUCCAAAUUCAUCCUUAUUCACGCACUUCAUUCGGAAAUUUGGCAAGUUCAACGUCAGCGUUCGUUCGGCAGCCCCGGGGCCUCUCCGUCAAGUAACAGUUCUCUGGAGCAGACAACUAAUAUGUACAACUCUCUCAAUAUGGCUUUGGCUCGGUGGAAACAGUCUUGGGACGCAGAUUUGCCCAUUCAGUACCCUGCAUCCGAUGGAUACUCCGAAGCCCCCAAGCGUAUCGGAUUCUGCCGUGAUGGGGUCCAUUUUUACUGGCUUGCUCGAGCAUUUCUACAACCUGAUCGUCUUCAUGACUGGCAAUUACCUCCAGAUACCCGCUUACAGCAGGCUCUUCAGGGACUCAAACAAGCUCGCGAAUGGGGUCGAACAGACGGUGCUCGGAGGGGCGAGGAACCUGGAAGUGUUGCAUAUAUCGACGAGAAUUACGCUGCAGCAUCAGAAGUCCUCGACAUGAGAGGCUUAUUUCGACCUCUGGCAAUGAUCUCUGACGAGCCGGCAGCUUUCGCAUAA
Messenger RNA from Exophiala spinifera, 2883 nucleotides. RefSeq lists its product as uncharacterized. The transcript has 2 exons. Gene Ontology annotation, molecular function: DNA-binding transcription factor activity, RNA polymerase II-specific; RNA polymerase II cis-regulatory region sequence-specific DNA binding; zinc ion binding. NCBI's taxonomy places the organism in Eukaryota, Fungi, Ascomycota, Eurotiomycetes, Chaetothyriales, Herpotrichiellaceae. The record is from RefSeq and is a predicted model, not a curated record. Gene Ontology annotation, cellular component: chromatin. The coding region runs from base 1 to 2883 and encodes 960 amino acids. Gene Ontology annotation, biological process: regulation of transcription by RNA polymerase II; DNA-templated transcription.